This is a messenger RNA of Penaeus chinensis, 762 nucleotides long. Its product is annotated as leucine-rich repeat extensin-like protein 3. The coding region runs from base 1 to 762 and encodes 253 amino acids. NCBI's taxonomy places the organism in Eukaryota, Metazoa, Arthropoda, Malacostraca, Decapoda, Penaeidae. The transcript is spliced from 3 exons. The record is from RefSeq and is a predicted model, not a curated record.
AUGCCAAGGUGUUUCAUGGCCAAGAAGGCAGGGGGCCGCCAUUCCCCUUAUCCAUCUCCACCACCACCUCCACCUCCUCCACCAAAUCCUCCCUCCAAUCCACCUCCUCCACUCCCGAGGGAUCGGUCGCCGUCCCCGAUGGACCACCGCAGCGCCUGGACGCCCCGCUCGCCCACGGCAGGGGAGACGGCCCCCUCGCCGCCGCCCUCGCACGCCCACGACGACGACCCGCACCUCCACCUCCACCACCACCACCAUCACCACCCACUCAACCUCCACGUGACCCAUCCCGGCCACCCGACGCCCGUUCCGCCGCACUACUACACGUCGGCGCCCUUGGACCUGGGCAGGGCGACCGGGCUGCACGACGCGCCCUACCAAGUGUACGCGCCCCCGCCGCCCCCCGCGCAGGAAGAGCCGCACCAUCACGCCCUCCUCCACAUGAGCCACCUGCCGAGGCCCAAGGUGGAGGCGUCUGAGGAGGAGCGGAUAGUGGAGGUCCACAUCCCGGAGGUGGCGAGGCCUGACCCGCAGCGCCCGCACCACCACCACCACUAUCAACACAACUGCCACCGCCGCGUAUUAUCUGAACCACCGCAAAUGGUUAUCGACCCAGCAUCGGUUCACUUUGACCGCAUCUGCUACGGUUCGGUCAUCUUCAGUCUUACCGCAGUGGCCAUAAACCAGUGUUUUAGUGUGAAGGACUACCGAAUGCUUUUUCCUAUAACCUCGUAUGUGUUUGGGCUCACACUUCACUCUUGA